Molecule: messenger RNA, 1041 nt
Organism: Paraglomus brasilianum
Lineage: Eukaryota; Fungi; Glomeromycota; Glomeromycetes; Paraglomerales; Paraglomeraceae
Source: the annotation of a GenBank genome assembly
AUGUCUAUGCUCUCAAGAGUGCAUUCCAGAGAUCAGGAGAUCAUCACCAUUACAGCCGCCGACGAAUGGCUCGGAUAUUGCAUCGCCGAUACGUUACUUGGCUGUCACAAUCGUCGUUUCAAAGUCCGUGCCUUAUGUCGUGAUAAAGACAAGUGCGAGAGACUGCGCAGAAAGGGUGCCGAAGUUUGCGAGAUUGAUUAUGACGACCGUGGAACUCUCGAUGUUGGAGUCAGAUAUUCGAAAUGGAUUGUUUUUGUGGUCGAAAAGGAACAUGAUCGAGUUGACAAGGCGGAGGCGUUAUGCGAUGCCAUCAAGCAUGCAGAAGUCAACAAUGUCGCCUUGAUGAGUACUCUUGGAACUAUUGAUUCCGACUGUCCAACAUUUACAGACUAUGAGCACAUCGAAAACGCCGUCAAGAAUUGCACUGACGACUGGGUAAUCUUACGUCUUGCUUUCAUCCAACAACUUUUCUACUAUUGGAAGAAAUCUGUCCAAGAACAUUCCAUGUUGAGCUUUUCGAUCCAUCCAGACUCGCGCUUUUCUCCAAUUCAUCUAGACGACGUCAUGGACUCUUUUCGCGAGAUUGCUUUCCGCGGAGAUGUUCCACGUGACAUAGACGCAAAACACCGUCACAAGAUUUACACUCUUACCGGACCCGAGGCCAUAGAUGGUUUCAUUCUUGCCGACAUUAUCAGCGAGGCUAUCGAUCACCGUUGGUUCGUUCGCUUUAUGGAGACCUCUAGAGAACAAGUCGAGCGAUAUUUGAGAUCAUUGGGAGGAAAGAGAGACCGCAACAAUAUGUAUCCUGAGGGUAGGAAAGAGCGCAAUUAUCCCCCACCUCCACCACCGAACGAAGUUUGUAUUGACUCUAUAUGCGAUCACUUUGACUAUACCAGAGCCGGAAAAUCUGACUAUAUUACUGGUGAUGUACUUCGUAUUACGGGGAAACCACCCGUGCGUGCCGUUUGGUAUUUCAAGGAAAAUGUGGAUGAUUUCCGUCCUCUGAAGCCUACUAGUACUAGUACUAGAAGCAAAAUGUAA